Messenger RNA from Paramuricea clavata, 6854 nucleotides. NCBI's taxonomy places the organism in Eukaryota, Metazoa, Cnidaria, Anthozoa, Malacalcyonacea, Plexauridae. The record is from the annotation of a GenBank genome assembly.
AUGGCGCAAUUUUGUCAAGAAUGUGGGACAAGAUAUGCAAAUGAACUGGCAAAAUAUUGUCACAACUGCGGCAAACAAACUUCUGGAGGUAAAUACUGACACACUAUUUUUUAAGAAUGAAGAUUUCUAAAAAUAUGAAUGUCUGAUAUUGAAUUUUAUGCUAUUAAAAAAAGUAAUAUUUAUAGUAUCAAAUUCAAAUGUAUAAUCGACACCAAAUAUAUACAUGAUUUAAUGAUUUAAUAAGAUUCGGCUACUAUUUAAAUACAACAUAUAGAGCCAGGGAAUUCGCCACAGGUUUCCCCAAUUACGGCGAUCCCAUAUAAACAAGAAAUAAAUUACUGUACAAAACAAACAAAACAACACAAAUUUUCAAGCAACUUAACAAGCUAAAACUAAUAAGGCUAAUAACGGAAAUCUAUACUGUCCAAUCUAUACAUGUGUGUGUGUGUACAAUGUAUAUGGCUAAGUGGGGAUGAGUUCAAAUAUGUCAUUAAAUUUUUGCCUGGUAGGGCAUGGGUCACAGCAGUGUAGUUGUAAUGCACAGGGGGGGGGGGAUACAAAUUUCUACUUUUAUGAUGAAGUGGGGAGAUUAACCCUUUCCUGCAUGAAUUUUGGAUUGCUUAAGAAAAAAAUAUUUUGGUAUUGAUUAUGAAUGUUUUAGAGGUGCAUUUGCUGUCCAAUCAAAAAAAAAAUUUUUUUUUUCAUGUUUUCGGCCGAUUUUGAAAUUGUUGCUCCUGAGCAACAACAUGCAGUAAGGGUAACGUUAAAUUUGUAUGGCAAAAUAUGAUGAAGUUAUAAAUUCAUAUAUUUUUUAAUAGAAAAUUGGCAUAUAACAAAAGCUCAAAUAACUAAGUAUAAAGCACUGUUAUAUCUUCUAUAUUAAAAGUCGGAACCCGACAUAUUGUCAAAAUUUUCAACCUCAUCUCCAUCUUCAACUUCCCUAUUAUCCCCAUCUGGCAAAAUUAUCCUUGCCUGUCUGGUCACUACAUUCAUUCCAUUAUUGCUAAAUCUUAUCCUCUGGGUAGAACUUCCAUAAAAUGAAGUUGUUGGUAUACUAUGAGCUAUAUUUCUGCUAUUUACAAUAUAAAAUGCCAAUAAAAUGAAUAAGGGGCGACAUCCAUACUCAAAUUGCCACGCAAAACGUCAUUUUGACGUUUUGAGUGGGUGGGUGGGUUUUUAAGAGUCAGUUUGACGUUUUGCGUGGCAGUUUGAAUUUUUUUAAAUUAGAAAAUAUUGAACAUCUGUGAAGAGAUGAUUUUGGAUGUUAGGAUGUAUGUGUAGAGGUUAUCUUGAAGUAUUUGUGCAUUUCACUGUACCAAAGGCUUUAAAAAAACGCGUUCUCAGUUUUCGCGAAAAUGCGAAAAAAUAUUUAAUACAUGUAUUAAUUUAUAUUAUUAUUUAAAGCUACAUAGGCAUUGAUUUGAAGCAUUGUUACUCACUGGUAACACCUUUGAGGUCUCCUUUUAGUUUUAAUAGCAAUAUACACUUGACGUUUUCAGCACUGGGUGGGUGGGUCAAAACGAAAACGUCAAAAUGACGUUUUGCGUGGCAAUGUGAGUAUGGAUGUCGCCCCUAAAUAUAUAGGGAAGAAAUGAAAAAUUCUCAUAAAAUGGCUUUGGCAACAAUUAAACAUUCAAACAAACUCUCACAGGAUAAACUAUUGUGGUAUUUUCAACUAUCACAUGGAAUUUUGCAUGUGGCCUGGUUAUGACUUCCCAGAACCCUUGCUGCAUGAUGUUGCUCUGGAGCAACAAUCCAAAAUCGAGAUCUUAUACACGGUAAAACAUAAUAUUUUUACAAAAACAUUGAUCAAUAUUCAAAAUGUUACCAAAUUUAUCAAACAAUAUUUUUAUAAUGAAAGAAAAAUAGCAUACCGCAGUGUAAACAAUCAUUCAACUUCGAGCAAUGAUAUAAUCCGCCAUUUUGUUUAUGGUCAAUGAAUUUUUGACAAGUACUUCAUGUAAUAUUUUCAUACACGAAGUUGCAUGCAUAAUUAUUGUUGUGACUGCCUGUUUGAAACCACAUGAGCCCAUUUAAAAAUAUAAUUAUCCACAGCUAUUAUUAGCUAAAAAAGAUUGUUGCAGGAAAGGGUUAAGAGAAUAAUUAUUAUUUUCAUUCUUACAGUGUUGUACAUUAUAUUGUGUAUAAUUAUGUUUCUAUAUAUUACAGAUAAUCAGAUCUCAAAUUCAACUACUAGUACUCCAGCAUCAACAUCUAGUUUAAAUCCUUCACGAAAUCUUCCAACACCAAAUAGUUUAAAUCCUUCCCAAAUUCUCCCAACGCCAAAGUCAACGUUGAGUUAUGAAGAAUUCAGAAAAAGAAAGCAGGUAGCUCGAACCAAAAAAAUCCAAUCAGCAAAAAAAGCAAAAAGUAAUGAAGAAGUGAAAGUUCAAGUUGGUGUUUUAGAAGCCGAUGGUGGAAAGCUAAAAAGGCUCAAGGGACGAACACUUCCAUUGGUUAUUGCAUCUAGUUGCAAUGCAGACAACCUACUUAAGGCAGCAAUUGAGAAACAUGCCAAACACUUUAAACAGUUUGACAAAUAUGCUGAUUACCUUCUCCUUUAUCAUGACCAUUCUAUAGUCCAGAGGUUACCUGGCAGUUCUGAGGAUUUUGUUCUGAGUGAAUACAAGAAGGAUUUGGGCAAGCCAUACUCAAAAAUAUAUUUUUAUCUGUGUUGUAAAAUAGAUUUGGAGAGGGUUAAAGAUUUUGCAGAGACAGAAUCUGAUGAUGAUAUAUUGAUGCCUCGAGGUGAAGAAAAAAAACAAACAGUAAAAUUGGAAAGUGCCAUUAAUAUUAGCGAUGAUGAUGAAGAAAGAAAAUCUUUCCAAUCACCUGAAACAUCAUGCCCCACUUGUUUCAGAAUGUUCCCAUUUGACCAAAUUGAAGCUCAUGCAAAUAUCUGUGCAGAUAAUCACAUCGACCCUAUUGGAUAUGUUUCGGAUGAUAAUUUGGAAGAACUAUUGAAUGAUUUUCCCGAAAUAUCUACUGAUGUGAGUGAGGUUGAGAAUACAAGUCCUGAUACUAAAAUGGAAAAAAUGAAAGAUCUUGUAACUGAACUUGCUAAAAAUGUUCAGCCUGUUAAAAUCAGGAUCAGUGUUAGGCGGAAGUCAGUUUUCAAGGACUAUUUAGAAACUGCCAAGAAGCCAUGGUUCAAUGGUAGACGGAUGCUGAAAGUCACUUUCAUAGGUGAACCAGCUGUGGACGAUGGUGGGCCACGUAGAGAGUUUUUUUCAGGUAAUUUACAGUCUCAAAACUUGUCUUGUUUUAAUUUAUAUAUUGCAGUUCAAGAUGAUCUGACUUAUUUCUCAGAACCUGUUUCUUCAUAUAUAUUUGAAUUUUAUUUAAUAUUUAUUUGUUUAUACUACCAUGUAUUUCAAUAUUUUGUCAACCUUUUCAGUAAACAAUUGUAAAUUUAUAUGUAUAUUUAGAGGUGCUGCAAAGUAUUGAACGUGACCUCUUUAAAAAUGGUAUGCCUUCACCUGACAUGGCAGCUCUUGGCAGUGAUAAGUUCAAGAUUACAGGUGAACUGAUGGCUGGCUCUAUCGUGCAAGGUGGGCCUGCACCAUGUUUUCUGUCAGAGGAAGCUUAUGCGUAUAUGGUUGAAGGUGUUUCAAGUAUAACAACUGAAGGGUGGGUUCCUCAAAUAAAGGAUAAGAAGCUGAUAAAUGCUAUAGAUCAGGUACAAUUUGGUCAACUUUAGGUACAUCUACAGUAACAUGUUGUAACAUUUGUUUUGAUGAAUCGCGCGAUUUGAUUGGCUGCUGACGAGGCAGGAUUUUCCUAUGACGAGAGCCGAGUCACAAAGUAGAUACAUAUACAGAGUUAUAACUAGUGUACCCACUUUUUUUGUGCGCAUGCUUGGCAAGUUACUACAUGCAUGCAUCUGAUUGGAUGACGACCUGAUGACGACUCACUUUAACUGCUCGUGGAACUUGCUGAGCAUGCGCAGUUGAUCAUUUUUUGCCUGGUCACCUGAAAAAAGUGGGUACAUGAAAACGUAAGCUUCCGCAGUGUUUGCGACGGUCAGUUACAGCUAUGUAUGUCUCUACCCUGUCGCUGAGUUUCAAACGGCAAAACUGGUGUCUAAAAUCUUUCAAACUAUUCAAAACAAAGAAAAAUAAACCUAAAAUAAACAAAAAGAGCAACUGCUGUGGUUAAAAAAUGUUCUCAAUACGUUUUUUGUUAGCGAAAGUCGAAAUUACAAGGUAAAUUUUGCAAUGUUUAUAACUAUUAGCAGUCAGGAGUAGUUGACUAUGUGAAGAGCUGCAAAUUUUAUUUGCAGAUAGCCAGGAGGAAUUUGACAUCAUCCUAAAUAAAAAAAUACAACUAAAGCAGCCACAGAUUUAUAAUUUUCCCCUGAAAAUUUCUGUUUUUGUUAGAUAAAAGAGACAUAAAUAUGAGAUGAAGCGAAUUAAAAACGUACAUGUCCAUACUGUUUCUCACACCGCUGAGGGAUGCUGCACGCGCAAGGCAGCCUGACCUUUAAUCAACAAAAAUAUCUCAUAUUUACAAUAAACGGAUCCGUACAAACUGCAACUCACUAAUUAUCACAUGUUAGACUAAACCCAGUUCUAGUUAGCACACUACUGCAACUGCAUAAUAACUUAGGCACUACCUGCCAAAGGGUGGGUGGGACACAGGUCAGGCUAGCACGAGGCAAGCAAAAAAUGACUCUGAUGACCUUGAUCCCACCCUUGACCCAGUCCCCCAGCAGUGUGUGAGAAAAACAUUUUCUGCCUCUUUCGUUCCUCAGCCAGCAGAAAAUAACACUUAUUAAUUUUAUUGUUUUCAUAUUUGUUGUCUUUGAUUAAAUGACGAAAUACCUCGUAUUUUUAAAACAUACAAUGCCUGAAUGCCAUAUAAUACAAAACUGACUGACCUCAACCGUUCGUGAAAAACGGGAAAAUAUCCAACAUCGGUCUUGCUGUAUUGACCUCGCUAUCGCUCUGAUAUUUUCCCGUACUGCCCGAACGGUUGAGAUCAGUAAGUUAUUAAGACUAGUAGUUCUAUAGCUACAUUCUAUUAUGUUUUGGUUAGAAUGAAUUUUAAUAUUUUGCUGUUUUUUUUUAAAGAUCAGAAAUUGUACAACUAACGAAAGUCUGCAAAAAUUGUUGCUAGAGGAAAACAUGAUGGAUGUUUUGCAACUAAUUCACUAUAGAGGAGUGCCUUCAAGAGAAACGUUACAAUCUGUGGAUAACAUUUUAAGGUACAGUAUGCAUAUAGUCAUAAUCUGGGGUUGGUUUUUCGAAAGCUGGUUGGCAUACUUCUGGGGUAACGUAAAACGUCAAAGCAAACUUCCCAACACCUAAAGCAGCCAAAACACUCCCUUAAUUAUUUCACUUUGUUUGUAACGCCAAAUUAUUUUACCCUAGGUUUAGCUGUCCGAAUAGACCUUUCCCCUUAUAAGUGAAAUUUUGAUCUAGACAAGUCUGGACAAAAAUUUCAUCACAGCUUGAAAGAGCAUCACAAAAUUAGUAAUAUUCCAAAGUUUCAUUGCGAAAUGUUGUAAAAUGCGGAUAAUAUAGCCUUGCAAAGUUUGCCGUUUUUCAGUCAUUUCGCAUUACAAACUGGAAAGUGAUAAUCAGUUUGAUCAUCUGAUUAUCAAUUUCCCGUUUGUAAUGCAAAAUGACUGAAAAACGGCAAACUUCGCAAGGCUAUAUUAUCCGCAUUUUACAACAUUUCGCAACGAAACUUUGGAAUAUUACUAAUUUUGUGAUGAUCUUUCAAGCGGUGAUGAAAUUUUUGUCCAGACUUGUCUAGAUCAAAAUUUCACUUAAAAGGGGAAAGGUCUAUUAUUUACUCAAUCUUACUAGCAGACAGUUUACUGGUCAAACGAAAAUAUUUUGUGCACUAACCGAUAUCAAUGUUUGAUAUUAUUCUUUUUCUUUUGUCAAAACGUGAAAUUAUAGAUUGGUUUCUGCAUUAUUUUCUAGACCAAUUGUUAUGUAUGAUUUCUCAAGAUAUUUGCCCAUGUUGGAUCAGCUUACUGCUGGAUUGAGUUCUUUUGGGGUCAUGGAUGCUGUGAAGGAAAAUAGAGUGAUAAUGGAGGCAUUAUUUGUUGCCAAACAUUCCACAUGCUUUGUACCUACUACUGAUCAAUUCUUAGACGGAAUUGAUGCAGCAUUUAGUGAAGAUGGCAGCAAUCGCAAAGAUAAAGAAGUUGAUAUCCAUAAGUUCUUCUGUGAUUUCGUGCAGGACACUGAUGCUUUACAAGAACAAGGUACAGUAUACCUGCAAUACUGUCGUAUUUACAUAAAGCCACAGAGGCUAUUAUGCGAACAAAAUGCGAACAAUAAAGUGAGCGAAUAUACUACACUGACACGAACCAAAACGUUGGCAGUACAGUAUGGCACGUUUUAAUACAAUAGUAUCAAUGCAAAUGGCGGAUACACAGUAACCUAAGUGGCGCAAACACGACAAUGUUAGCUGGCAGAAAAUUUGUUGUACAAUGUUAGCUGGCAAAAAAUUGGUUGCAACUGCAACCAGGCUGGUCAUAGCAAAAGCAUAUCAUGCCAUAUUUUAUACAUACAUUACAGUAUAAUGCACAGCAGGUUACCAACUGUAAUUUUUUUAAAUCGUAUGCUCUAUUCUUUGUAGAAAGUAAUGGUUUAAACACACUGAGUGAACUACAUAAGUUCAUCACAGGAUGCGAGAGAAUUCCACCUUUAGGACUGCCAAAGCGAAUAUCAGUUAAAUUCAAGCAUGGUUGUAUCGAGAGGUGUAGGUGUCGACCAACUGCUUCCACGUGUGAUCUUAGCAUAACAUUACCAGUGCACUAUCAUGAUAACUACAGCCAAUUUAAAGAGAGUAUGGAUUCUGCACUUAUUGAAGGCAAGGGAUUUGGUUUAUUAUAA